CGGAUGUGUUUACAUGGCGUCUGUCCGACACCUGUAAGGCUUUUAUUUCCACGCUGAAUGAUGACCGAUGUCUCGGCUGGGUGUCCCGUACCGGAACCGACAGUGGUCGACCCGGCUGCGGGGAACGGGACUGAUGGAGACCGGGAGAUGAACAUCACAGACACGGUGGAGGGACAAGGUCUGUUGGAGAGCAGCAUGCGUUUGAAACCCCAUGAAGCUCAGAGUUACAGAAAGAAGGCAUUGUGGGUGUCAUGGAUCUCCAUCGUGGUGACACUCAUCCUGGCCGUGGCAGCAUUCACGGUAUCCUUCAUGCGACACAGCGCAUCAGCUUUCGGAUUUGCAUUUGAUGCCACAUUAGAUGUGCUGUCGUCCGCCAUCGUGCUCUGGCGCUACAGCAAUGCAGCAGCUGUGCAUUCAGCCCACAGAGAGUACAUAGCCUGUGUGAUACUGGGUGUCAUUUUCAUCCUGUCUUCUAUGUGUAUCCUGGGCAAAGCCAUCCAUGAUUUGGCCAUCAAGUUGCUGCCUGAGGUGGAUGACUUCCUGUUCAGUGUAUCGAUUCUGAGUGGGAUCCUGUGUGUUGCUCUGGCUGUCGUCAAGUUCAUGCUGGGAAGAGUGUUGACCAGCAGAGCUCUAAUCACUGACGGUUUUAACUCAUUGGUCGGAGGCAUCAUGGGCUUCUCUAUUCUAAUCAGCUCUGAGGUGUUUAAACAUAAUCCUACUGUAUGGUAUCUGGAUGGCAGUACUGGGAUUCUGAUUGGCCUCAUCAUUCUAGCUUAUGGAAUGAAGUUGUUAAUUGACAUGAUUCCACGGGUGAGAGAGACGAGAAACUAUGAGCGCUUUGAGUAAGCCAGCAGGGAAAACAAGAGUUCUCACACUUUCACCUCCUAAACCUACACUCCCAUUCACACACACACAAAGACAGUAGCACCAUCUCCAGCUCAGCGGUGGAUACCGGACCAAUGAGCUCCUGAUUCCUUUUUGUGAUUAAGUUUCCUCAAACUUUAAUUUGUUCCCUAAGCAAAUUUUCAAAUAAGGAGAAAGAAAGAAGCAUUGAUGAAUAAGCCUGGGGACACGGUUGUCGAGUUAGUUUCAGGAUAAGAAGCUCUUUUACCCCUUUUUAUCAUUAAGACAUCCGUUCCUCAGUGUGGGAUGUAAUAUAAAUGCUUCCUAAAGACUACAUUUCAUUCAUAUUGCCUGUGGUGUGUGUAGGUUCUUCUGAAAUAUUCUCUAUUCUUUAAUCUUUUCUCAAGGUCAUUCCUCCAGUGUCCCCCCAGCCAGCGCUCUACGCUUAUAAAUCAUUAUAACUGCACUUACACCGAUCAGCCAUAACAUUAAAACCACCUCCUGGUUUCUACACACACUG
Molecule: messenger RNA, 1363 nt
Organism: Trichomycterus rosablanca
Lineage: Eukaryota; Metazoa; Chordata; Actinopteri; Siluriformes; Trichomycteridae
Gene: tmem163a
Product: transmembrane protein 163a
Exons: 8
Coding region: 58-846 (262 amino acids)
Cellular component (GO): synaptic vesicle membrane
Molecular function (GO): zinc ion binding
Source: RefSeq, a predicted model, not a curated record